This is a messenger RNA of Prorocentrum cordatum, 1704 nucleotides long. The record is from the annotation of a GenBank genome assembly. Lineage: Eukaryota; Dinophyceae; Prorocentrales; Prorocentraceae.
AUGGCCUGGCUGUUUGGGCAGCGGUACCUGGACUGGCUCGUCGGCACCGUCUCGCAGACGGUCGUGAGCUGGUCGGCCCGCUGCCCGGCGUGCCCUGCGUGCCCGCAGCCGGCGGCGUGCCCAGCCUGCCCAGCGGCGGCGCCGAUCCACUUCCACCCGCCCGCCGCCUGCCCGGCGGCUCCAGAGGCGCCGGCGCCCGCGCCCGCGCCCCAGCCGGCCGCCCAGGAGCCUGAAGGCCUCUCUUGGGCAGGCGGGUGGCUGGCCUGCCUCCUGGUCGCCCUCAACCUGUUGGUCUUCAGCCUCCACGGGGUGAGGCUGGUCGGCUCGGCCGUGGUGAAGCUGCGACCGGCUCCGACGCCCGCCGCCCUGAAGGAUGGCACAGGAGCCGGCGCCGCCGGGGGUGCGACGCUGGGCAUGGGCGCACGGCGCGUGUGGGGCCGGGUGAUUCAGGAUCCGACUGACGUCCCGUGGUCCCCGCUGCGAGUGCUGAUCUCGACGCCGGAUGGCGACGUGUACGAGGAGCUGUACGACAUGUCGGAUGGGACGCUGGCUGCGGUUCGCUUCGAGGAUGACCGUCGCACUCGGCCUGCUGGCCUGGACGUCGGGAACCUCUACCGCUUCCGGCGGGCGCUGACGGCGGCAGAGGAGGUGGCCAUCAGGAAUGAGGUGGACGCCUACGCCCGCGACAUGUUCCUCGACGCGGAGCGCGCGGCCGGGCGGCCCGGGGUGGUGCCGCCCGCGGGGCUGCCGUGUACUUCACGGGCUGCUGUGGCCGCCGCCCUGGCUGUGGUACCGGCUGGCCCCGCCGCGCCCGCGGCAGUGCCGCCUGCUGGAGCUGCCCCAGUGGCGGCAGCCGCCGCACCGCUCGCCGCUGCAGGGGCUCCCCCAGGUCCCUUGGGGCCGAAUGCCGUUCCUGGAGCUGACGGGCAAUGGGUCUACGUUGAGACCACGACGACGGCCCGACGCGGAGACCCGGUCACGUUGGACGGGACUGAGCUCGUGCGGGGGGCGAUCGGCUUGAAGCAGGAUGCCGGCGGGAGCUGGUCGGCCAUCCGUCGGAUCACGACCUCGCAGGCUGCCUACCGUGGCGCCGAAGCCCUCGCCGAUGCUCGCCUCCAACCCGUGGCCCUGCUUGGAGACGGCUCGAGGCAGCGCGUGCAGUUUCACGAGAGUGUCGACAGACUACGCGAAGAGCCCUUCCCCGACUGGCCGCUGGACGGCCCGAGGACCACACUAUGGUGCCUCCGCUUCCUGGACAGGAAGCGCGGGGGAGCCAUCGAGCACUUCCACCAGUUUGUGUCCUACUAUCGGCUGUCCCGCGAUGACUUCGGGGUCACGCACUACGAGUCCAUCAUGCGGAUGGUCGACUACCUCAUGACGUGGGACCUCCUCGACUUGCCCAACGUGGUGGGCGUCGAGGUGAUGCUGCGGCAGGCGCAGCUGUACGAAUACAUGUAUGCCAUGGAGUACGAGGCGCGCGACUCGGGCGCGAAGGGCAAGCCCAAGAGCCGGGCCGGCGGUGGCUUCUUGAAGUUCGGUUUCGUGGAUGAGGUGGGGGUCUUCACGGGCACCGCUCGCGAGGACGGCCGCAUGAUGGUGGCUCCGGCACUACUGGAGCACGUGGCCAAGCAAGUCGAGCGUGACGCUGGAAUCCUUAAGCAGAUCAGGAAGGCUAAGGAAGAGCGUCGCGCUCUGGCUCCAUGA